AUGAAGGUUCUGGCAGUACUAUGGACAUUAUGCCUGGUGAGGUUUUGUAGCGCAAUUUGGUGUUGUGGAAAGAGUAAAACCAGUGAUGACGAUAAUGGAGUUUAUGGUGGAUCUGCGGAAAAUCUCAGAAGUCCACCUACACCUGUCACUACUAUUCCAAAUACUUUAGAUCUUGCCAAACCGAAUGAAUCCAAGGUAAAAGUAUACAAAGAUAGUAAGAAUGGAGUGGAACAUACUACAUAUGAUCCGAAACGUGGUUCCAACAUAACCUCGGUUGUGGAUGGAGAGGCUAAACUUUGUGCUAUUCCUGGGGGUGAAAAGCUGCUAUCAGCAGAAGUAUCAUCAAAUGGAGAGUCUUCACUACUUCUCGUUUCUUCUGCAGCUCGUGGAAGAGUUAGCAAAAGGCACUUUGAGAAGCUUGGUGGGCAAUGGAAGAACGUUACUGAGGAACACUACAGUCGUAAACUUAAUGCAUUGGAGCGAAGAUUUUUAUCGGAAGCUAAAUGA
Theileria equi strain WA is the source of this 507-nucleotide messenger RNA. RefSeq names its product signal peptide-containing protein. Lineage: Eukaryota; Apicomplexa; Aconoidasida; Piroplasmida; Theileriidae. The record is from RefSeq and is a predicted model, not a curated record. Bases 1 to 507 code for a protein of 168 amino acids. The transcript has a single exon.